GGUUAACUGGCGAGAUGGUUUUCAUGUUUGAGCAAACUGUUGAAACAGAAAUGGGUCCUUAUCGGAGAAAAUCAUCUCGUCAAUCAUGGAGUGAACAGAACAUGAAAGAAGCUAUUCUCGCGGUUCGUGGUAAGAAAAUGGGUUGGCUCCGAGCAUCGAAAAUAUAUUCUGUACCAUCCACGACACUACGUCGACGAGCGAAAAUUGCAGAUGGCUGGAGAAAGGGUUACCUAGGCGGUCGUAAAAGCACGUUUGAUAAAAACUUAGAAGAUGAAAUUGUCGCCCACGUAAAAAAUCUAGAAACUAGAUUAUUUGGUAUGUCUACAAAUGAUAUACGAAAACUGGCUUAUCAAGUGGCCGAAUAAUAAAAAUU
This is a messenger RNA of Zophobas morio, 373 nucleotides long. RefSeq lists its product as uncharacterized. Gene Ontology annotation, molecular function: DNA binding. The record is from RefSeq and is a predicted model, not a curated record. NCBI's taxonomy places the organism in Eukaryota, Metazoa, Arthropoda, Insecta, Coleoptera, Tenebrionidae. The transcript is spliced from 2 exons. Bases 15 to 365 code for a protein of 116 amino acids.